This is a messenger RNA of Carcharodon carcharias (great white shark), 1027 nucleotides long. It is a transcript of the gene s100p, whose product is annotated as calcium-activated potassium channel subunit beta-2. Gene Ontology annotation, cellular component: voltage-gated potassium channel complex; membrane. The transcript has 5 exons. The coding region runs from base 20 to 835 and encodes 271 amino acids. The record is from RefSeq and is a predicted model, not a curated record. Gene Ontology annotation, molecular function: calcium-activated potassium channel activity; potassium channel regulator activity. Gene Ontology annotation, biological process: potassium ion transport; detection of calcium ion. Lineage: Eukaryota; Metazoa; Chordata; Chondrichthyes; Lamniformes; Lamnidae.
CCAGAGGCAAACCCCUAACAUGCUGAGAGAUGAAACAAAUUUCUUUCUCAUGGAGCCGCAAAAAAAGCUAGGGUCCCUUCGACGCAAUGUGAUUUCUUCCUCUUCUGUGAGAUGUACCAGUGGUGUUUCAGCGCCUACGAUGUUUUUGUGGUCCAGGCCACAACACAGAGAGCAACAAGGGAGAAGCUAUAAAAAAAUAACAGCGUGUGAUGCUCUGGACAAAUGGAAAGCAGCUUCUCCCCUGACAGCAGGAGAGAACAGGGCCAUAUAUCUGGGUCUGGGAAUGGUGGGGUGUUCAAUAGUGAUUGCCUUCCUUUUGGGAACAAAACUGGUCCAAUCCCACAAUGAGAGUGUUUGGACUGCGGAAUCAAAAUGCACUAUCCUUGAAGCCAGAGUUACAAACUGCAAAAACUGCGUGCACAGCUGUCUGUCAGAUUGUCAGAAGCCUUCACUGUAUCCUUGCGUACAGAUAUAUGUUAAUUUAUCCUCUUCAGGGUUGAGGGUUCUGCUACACCACUCGGAAGAAAGUGUACGCAUCAAUCCUGAGUGUUUCUGUGCUGCAAAGUGUAAUAAGAAUCAUUCAGAAACUGAAAUGCUAAUAGCUUCUCUAACAGAAAACAGCACACAAUACCAGUCUAUCUCUUUUCCUUGUUAUUAUGACCCAGAAGGACGACAAAAGAAUGUUCUCUUGACAAGGUUUGAUUUGUCUAAAGCUUUGUUACAUUCAUUUUUAUGGCCUAUUUGUACAUUUGUUGGUGGAAUUGUAAUUGUUAUCAUGGUGAAGCUGACACAGUCCCUGUCUCUGCUCAAGGAACGGUUGCGGGUAAAGAAAUAACAAGAAUGGAAAAGAAAAUCCAGUUUUCACCAAUGUUCCUUAUGAAUUGACAUCUUAUGUCAAAACGCUACUAGAAAAUGAUUACUUACCUCUGUUACACAUUUUCAUAUAAAGUUUUAGAACGUCUGUCAACUAAAUAUGUAACAUGCACUCUUGAGUAUCUCCGUAAUUAAACAAUGACUUAGCAAUGUG